AUGGGUAAAAAAGUCGUGUCAUUACCAAUCGAAUUAGUCCUCGAGAUAUUCUCCCAUGUGCCGACGAGGCAACUCUGUAAAUUCAUGACUCUCUCAAAAACCUUUGAUUACGAGAUAAGGAAAAUCUUUAUUGCAAGAUUCAACUCCAUCUUUUGGAAUUCACAUAGGAGAUUACUGGUCUUGAUGACAAGAUAUCUCCUAGACUUUGUUCCGGUACAUAAUGUCUUCGAUCUAACAUUCAGUAGAUUUGACACUUCGACCCUUAUGGCCACCUUUUACCUAGAUCCUUCCCAGCCCUCAAACACCGUAGGUCCAAACCAUUCUAAGUUAUGGGGACUAAAACUUCGAGGCGACGGAAUACUUCGAGACAAUAUGCUAAACGAACCGCUAAUGUACACCAAUUGGGAUUGUCCGACGGAAACUCACGAUUCUCGAAUCUAUGUAUUUGACUCAGAGACCGAUAAGGAGCAUCCAUUUCUCAAAUCGUUCUUCGUCACACGUGGCCAACUGAAAGUCCCAACCGGUGAAUGCGGAAAGACCAACGGGUUGUGGGAAAGUUCGAUCAUGGGAAAGAAUAAACAUAAAUCUUCACAAGCCAAAUUUGUGGGUAAGAAUGAGUUGAAAGAAGACGGCUCGAAUUUGCAAACGGUGUUGGGCAUGUUGAAUGAAGUUAACAUAAAGGCCACGAUGUUAUUAGCAUCGAUUGAGGAACAGACGAAAGACCGAUGUAUCGGGGGCAUAAGAUUUCUGGUAUUGGAAGGUGGGGAAGAAUUCUUGAAAAGAAAAAAGUGUUGCACUAUUUCAUAG
This is a messenger RNA of Acaulospora morrowiae, 807 nucleotides long. The record is from the annotation of a GenBank genome assembly. NCBI's taxonomy places the organism in Eukaryota, Fungi, Glomeromycota, Glomeromycetes, Diversisporales, Acaulosporaceae.